This is a messenger RNA of Carya illinoinensis, 3219 nucleotides long. Its product is annotated as nuclear poly(A) polymerase 1-like. Gene Ontology annotation, molecular function: RNA binding; poly(A) RNA polymerase activity. The record is from RefSeq and is a predicted model, not a curated record. NCBI's taxonomy places the organism in Eukaryota, Viridiplantae, Streptophyta, Magnoliopsida, Fagales, Juglandaceae. Bases 704 to 2989 code for a protein of 761 amino acids. The transcript has 13 exons. Gene Ontology annotation, cellular component: nucleus.
CAACACCGCCAACAUGGCAACACCUCUGCUUCCUUUCCGUUCCACGUUUUAUUUAUUCCCAUCGUCACAAACCUCUGCAUCGCCAAAGCAGGAAAAAGGGGAAGAACCCAGUAAAAAGAAAAAAAAGAAAAAAAGAAAAAAGAAAAAACACACGCAGAAUUCUCGUCUCUUCUCUUUCUCAGAGUAUUUUGGGGGGAGACUCGGUUGCUGGACGUGGCCAACGAAGCAACCCCGUUUACGGAGCUCAAAAAGGCCUGGAGAGAUUGGGCUUCCGAUAGCGCUGCCGGAAUCUAUUUGUUUUUUCUUCGUCGUGCUUGUUCAUCGUCUAGGGUUACGCUGUUUUUCAAUUACUGGCCUUGAGUUGGCGUUGUACUCUGUUCGAUGGUCAUUUAAUUAUGAAACAAGUCAAUUUUGGAGCUAGCUAGAUUUGCAUAUACUUUUUUUAUUUUUUAUUAUUGUUAUGGUUCUAAAUUCCAAUUUGUUUGUGUUUUGGACUUUGUUUCCACCCAGUACUGUAAAAUCAACGAUUAUAUCAUUUUUGUAAUGUUUUCCAGAUUUUAUGUUUUUAUUUGAUUUUCAAUGGGAAAAAAAGAGAGAGUGAACAAAAAAGUCUGAGAUAUUAUCUAUAAUUUGCUGAUAGCAUCCACAUAUUGUCAAAAAAUGGAAUCAAGAUAAUAAAACCAGUGGCAGUUUAUAUAUAUAAAUGGAGCGCUCUGGAUUGAUGAAUCGGAAUAAUGGGCAACGGUUUGGCAUCACAGAACCAAUUUCGUUAGGUGGACCGACUGAGUCCGAUGUGAUCAAGACCCGUGAACUUGAAAAGUAUCUGCGAGACGCUGGAUUGUAUGAGAGUCCGGAAGAAGCUGUCAGUAGGGAGGAAGUGCUUGGAAGGCUUGACCAGAUUGUAAAGAUUUGGGUCAAAGCAAUCAGUCGUUCUAAGGGGUUGAAUGAGCAACUCGUGCAAGAAGCAAACGCCAAGAUUUUCACCUUUGGUUCCUAUCGGCUAGGGGUGCAUGGCCCUGGUGCAGAUAUAGACACGCUUUGUGUGGGACCAAGACAUGCUACAAGAGACGAAGAUUUCUUUGGUGAGCUAUUUAGAAUGCUCUCUGAGAUGCCUGAAGUAAUGGAGUUGCACCCCGUGCCUGAUGCUUAUGUUCCAGUAAUGAAAUUUAAGUUCAAUGGCGUUUCCAUUGACCUUCUGUAUGCAAAAUUGUCACUCUGGGUUAUUCCUGAAGACCUAGAUAUCUCGCAGGACUCAAUACUACAGAAUGCAGAUGAACAGACAGUUCGUAGUCUCAAUGGUUGUAGGGUCACUGACCAGAUUUUGCGUUUGGUUCCAAAUAUUCAGAAUUUCCGCACAACUUUGAGGUGCAUGAGGUUAUGGGCAAAGCGUCGUGGUGUUUACUCAAAUGUUGCAGGGUUUCUAGGUGGUAUAAACUGGGCAUUGCUGGUUGCUCGCAUAUGCCAGCUAUAUCCCAAUGCGCUGCCCAAUAUGUUAGUGUCUCGAUUCUUCAGGGUCUAUACUCAGUGGCAUUGGCCAAACCCAGUAAUGCUCUGUGCAAUUGAAGAGGGAUCUCUUGGACUUCAAGUUUGGGAUCCUAGAAGGAAUCCCAAAGACAGGUCCCAUUUGAUGCCUAUAAUAACUCCUGCUUACCCGUGCAUGAACUCUAGCUACAAUGUGUCGUCAAGUACUUUGCGUAUUAUGUCAGAGGAGUUCAAGAGGGGUAGCGAGAUAUGUGAGGCUAUGGAGGUAAGCAAGGCAGAUUGGGAUACACUUUUCGAGCCUUAUGCAUUCUUUGAAGCAUAUAAGAAUUAUCUGCAAACAGACAUCACUGCAGAAAAUGCUGAUGAUUUAAGAAAAUGGAAAGGCUGGGUUGAGUCUCGCCUUCGCCAGCUAACAUUGAAGAUUGAGAAACAUACCUAUUACAUGCUUCAGUGCCACCCACACCCAGGGGAUUUUUCAGACAGAUCUAGAGCUUUCCAUUGUUGUUACUUCAUGGGUUUGCAGCGAAAACAAGGAGUUCCAGUGAAUGAAGGUGAACAGUUUGAUAUGAGGUUUACUGUCAAGGAAUUUAAACACAAUGUGCUUAUGUACUCGUUGUGGAAGGCGGGGAUGGAGAUCAGUGUAUCUCAUGUAAAACGCAGGAAUAUACCCAACUUCGUAUUUCCUGGUGGUAUUCGACCUUCCCGCCCAUCUAAAGUAACUUGGGAGAGUAGGAGGAGUUCAGAACUGAAAGUUUCUGGUCAUGCUCAAGAUAAUUCUGGUGUAGGUAAAGCAGUUUUGAAAGGAACAGAUAAUGAAAGAAAGAGAAAGCACGUGGAUGAUAGUUUAGAGACUAACCUGAGAAACACAAAGUGCUUAGCUACAGUGCCUCCAUCUACAGAGGAGUGUUGCCCUUCUGUCAGUGCUAUCAGCUCAUCUUCUAUUAAAGAUGACAAAAUGGAUACCCACAGGGUAGAGGAAUCCGGAAAAGAGAAGUCUGAGAAUGAUAUACCAGACAGCUUGGGAAAUAUAACAAAUGUAGUGGAGGUUUCUUCUCAGAAUGGUCAACCUAAUGUAUCAGUGAGAUGCAAUUCACCUAACAAAAACCCUCCUGCUGAUGAUGCAGCAAGCUCUAGAGAAACAGAGAAGUUGGCAAUUGAGAAGAUUUUGUCUGGUCCAUAUGGAGCCCACCAAGCUGUCCCAGAAGAACUUGAUGAGCUCAAAUAUGAUUUUGAAUAUAGAAAUCAAGAUAAAGAUAUUAGAGAAAAGUUGAAAGGUGGCCAUUUGGAGUCUUUAACAGAAAAUACAGCAGUUUCAGUGCCAGUAACCUCUAGCAAUGGAUCUGCUUCUUCCUGCGGUUUAUAUUCCAAUGGGAACUUAGAGGAGCUUGAGCCCACCGAACUUGUGGCGCCAUUGUUAAAUAUGACUCCAGCACCUGUGGUACAAGGGAAGCCACUAAUCAGGUUGAGCUUCACAUCCUUGGCAAAAUUUACUGACAAAAGCUUAUAAAAGGGAUAUUGAGUGUUGCCCGGAGCUAAGGGGGCGUGACAUUGUUGUCAGAAUGUUUGAUGUAUAUAAAGAGAAUAUGUAAUGGUAAUUACUUACUCAAAUGUUGAGUGAAUGAAGUCACCUUUUACUAUUAUACAUGAGAGUCUCACCAGUUCCAGGGAGUAAAAACACUUUGAAUUUUUUAAAGCCUACUUGGCUGAGAAGCGUAUGAUUUAUUGCCCAUUAUCAUC